AUGAGCUCAAACCCUCCCACGGCCUUGGAGUGGGGAGGAGGCGAAGGAAGUCAGAAGUCAAGUUCGGUUGCUCCGAGGGCUAGUGUGCAGCUUCCCGACGUGACUGCUGGUGACUCCAAACCCGGUCACAGUGCAGCGACCAUCACGGCACCGAAUGGGAAUCCGGUGCCCUUUUCACCAUCCUCGUCAGCACUCACUCGCGUCACGCCCAUCUUGCCGCCUUCAACGCCAAGGCCGAGCAGCAUCUCGUCGCAGGUGCAGAUACUUCUCGACCCGAGCCCCAACCGUGAGGCAAGUCUGCCAUAUCACACCGCGACCAUGUCAACCACCCCGAGGAUAACUUCGGACAUCAGCGUAACGCUUCAUGCAAAACCAAACAUUAUGACACCGCGCCGAUCUGCAGGCACCAGCCCAACGAGGAACACCAAGGAGCCUCUUGGAGACGCACCGGUUGAGACCGUCAAGCGUAAGCGCGGAAGGCCAAAGGGGUGGCGUCCCGGCAUGGCUUACUCCACUGGGAAGAAGAACAUGGCCAGGGAGAGGAGCUUCGCUCGCGCGGAGAGGACAAAGGGAAAGCCGGCGCCAAACUACGACCUCAAGAAGCGCAGGGGCAGACCUCCGCGCCGGCCUUCGCCAACGCCGCAAGCGAUAUUCGGCAGAGUGCGUCCCAAGUUCGUCUCGUAUCUUUGCGAGUGGCAGGGCUGCCGAGCCGAGCUGCACAACAUGGCCACGCUGCGCAAGCAUGUCAUGGUCGUUCACGGGGACAGCGAGCUGUGCAAGUGGGCGAAAUGCGCGGCUGCCGAGCCGCAGGUCAGGCUCCAGGACGGCAUCGACUUUGAGGAGCACAUGGAGCAUAUGCAUCUGGUUCCGUUUGAGUGGCAUAUGGGCGAUGGCCCGCAGAACUCGAUGGGCGCCUCCAAGCCAGAUCAUCAAGAGAGCGAGCUGGCGCCAUACUUGCUCGAUCAAGACGGGAACCAGGUCACGCCCUCGAUUCGGGACCAGGAGCUGGAGGACCACAUCACCUGGCGCAACAACCGUCGGCGGCUCAGAGAAUUACUGAUGCAGCGUGAUGCAAACGCACCCUUUGAAGAGGACUCGCCGCCAGCGUCGGAGCCAAAUUGA
Thyridium curvatum is the source of this 1122-nucleotide messenger RNA. RefSeq lists its product as uncharacterized. Lineage: Eukaryota; Fungi; Ascomycota; Sordariomycetes; Thyridiales; Thyridiaceae. The transcript has a single exon. The record is from RefSeq and is a predicted model, not a curated record. Bases 1 to 1122 code for a protein of 373 amino acids.